AGAGACAGAGAGAGAGAGAGAGAGAGAGAGAGAGAGAGAGAGAGAGAAGGAAAGGAAAGGGAAGCCUGAAAGCUCGAAAGUGGGAACACGCGGUGUUGAGAUUAAUGAGAUCAAAAGUCGAUAGAGUCGAUUUUAGUCUUUCAUUGGAGAAGGCGUAUGAAAAGAGAAGAUUAAGAAGAAAAAAAAUAUAUAUUCGGGGAAUAAGCGUAAAAUCACAUAUCGACGUUCAGUAUUCUUCGAAACUUGGUACCGUUCUCGUAUCCGCCUCUGCUACCUUUCCUCAAUAUCAUUGGACUUGAAUCAGGACAAGGAAUCGUAUCAAAAGAAAGAAAAAAAAAAGAAAAAAAUGGAACUGUCCGAUUUGGGAGAGACAAAUAACAAUGAUAUCUCGGAUCUCAAGUUCGAUGAAAAGAAAAUUCGGCGCGGGACACCGAUACAAGAAUUUUACGCUGGACAAAGGAUUUUAAUAACGGGUGGUACAGGCUUUUUAGGGAAAAUCUUGAUAGAGAAACUUUUGCAAAGUUGCCCUAACGUUGCUCGUCUUUACUUGCUGAUGCGACCAAAAAAGGGAAAAAAUACGCAAGCUCGGAUAGAAGAACUCUUCCAGGAUCGUGUUUUUGAUCGAAUAAAGAGAGAGGUACCAAAGUAUCGCGAUAAGAUCGUCGUCAUAUGCGGAGAUUGUAGCGUCGAGGAAUUAGGAAUUUCGGCCGAAGAUCGUAGGACGCUCAUAAACGAGGUGUCGAUAGUCUUUCACGUGGCAGCAACGGUCCGAUUCAACGAGAAACUGAAGCUCGCAACUAUAAUAAACGUUUGUAGUACCAAUGAUCUAUUGGAAUUGUGCAAAUCUAUGCCGAACCUGAAGGCAUUGGUUCACGUAUCGACGGCCUACGCGAAUUGCUUUGAAAAACGAAUCGAAGAACGCUUUUACAAUUAUUCCAUUAAUCACGAGGAACUCAUGAGAUUAACGAACGAAUUGUCGGAAGAAGAACUCGGGAAUAAGUUUCAGUGCAUCAAGAAAAUAUGGCCGAACACGUACACAUUCACAAAAGCUAUGGCGGAAAAUCUUAUAAGAGAGAAACACGGGAAUCUACCGAUAGGAAUAAUUCGACCUGCUAUAGUCAUAUCGACGGCUAAUGAACCUACAGAAGGAUGGCUUGACAACAUUUAUGGACCAAACGGAAUUGCCGUUGCCGUUACAACCGGUAUUUUAAGGGUGAUGCAGUGCGAUGCCAAUAGUAUCGCCGAUAUAAUACCCGUCGAUAUCACCAUAAAUACCUUGAUCGUAUCCGCAUGGGACAUUUAUAUGCAAACAAAUAGAAAAGGAAAUGACGUGCUCAUAUAUAACGUCGUAGCAUCGGUGGAUGCACCUCUAACAUGGUACGAGUAUAAUAAAUGGACUUACCCUUACAUUGCUCACUAUCCACCGAGCUCUAUGUAUUGGUAUCCAAGCAUCAUAACCACCAAAUAUAAGUCGCUCUACAAAUUCUUGUCUAUAUUCCUUCACUUAAUACCAGCGAUUCUUAUAGAUACAGCGUUAGUCUGCGUCGGCCAGAAACCAAGGAUGCGAAAAAUAAUAGGAAAAAUUACCAACUUUUGCGAUGUCAUAUCGUUCUUCAGCACUGGAAAUUGGAUAUUUAUCAACGACAACGUACAAAACAUGUGGCAUAGAUUAAAUUCGAAGGAUCAACAACUUUUUAGAUUUAAUAUGACAAAUUUUGAUUGGAAGAUUUAUUUCCGAAAUUAUAUUAAAGGAAUACGCCUUUAUAUAUUCAAGGAAGAUCCAGAUAAUUUAGAGAACAGUAAAUUGAGAUGGAAAAGAUUGUACUGGAUGCAUCAAGUUUUGAAAACAUUCAUCAUUUUAGGCAGCACUUGGACGAUUUGGAAAAUAUUUAAUAAAAUAUUUUCUUAACUCGAGCACGCAGGUGCAUCGAUUGUGUGCGUCUUUUCACAUGGUCAAGAAUAAUGGGCGCAAUUUAGGAUUUAUAAUUUCCCAUACAAAUAUUUCUUUUAAAAAAUGCCAAAGCAAAAAUACACAAACACAAAUAAAAACUAUAUAUAUCAUAAUUAUUAAAAAUCCUUUGAUCUUAUGAUCUUUAACACUCUAUCUUGACCACUCGCAAUUAUUGUCCAAUAGCGGGGAAAUAAAUCAUAUCUAUUCAUAUCACUCUGGUAAUACGUAGAAAUUUUGUAAAUAUACAAACGUAUUUAUAAAAAUCUGUCAAAAUACAACUGUUUAAUGUGUAAUACAUACUUUAAGAUAUUA
This is a messenger RNA of Vespa mandarinia (Asian giant hornet), 2263 nucleotides long. RefSeq names its product fatty acyl-CoA reductase wat-like. NCBI's taxonomy places the organism in Eukaryota, Metazoa, Arthropoda, Insecta, Hymenoptera, Vespidae. Gene Ontology annotation, molecular function: alcohol-forming very long-chain fatty acyl-CoA reductase (NADP+) activity. The record is from RefSeq and is a predicted model, not a curated record. Gene Ontology annotation, biological process: long-chain fatty-acyl-CoA metabolic process. Gene Ontology annotation, cellular component: peroxisome.